UCAGACUUUGUGUGCUCAAGCCUUUAGAAGGUUUUGGUGGCAUGUUCAGCAAUCAUGGCUACAGUCUGCGUAGCAUUUUGUGCACUGUUCUUCUUCACUUCCAGCACAGUCUGUCUAGACGUGGGUGAAAUCCAAGUCCCCCCGCUAAAUGAUGGAGUUUCUGGAGUGUUUUUAAUUCAAACCAAGACCAGCACGUACAGUUUUGAUGCCAUCACAGCCAAAGAGGCAUGUGAGGCUAUUAAAAUGAGGAUUGCCAAAAAGACUGAAGUGGAGACGGCAAACAAAAAUGGAUUACAGACAUGCAGGUUUGGUUGGGUUGAGGAGCAAAUUGCAGUUAUUCCUCGAGUUGAGAAAAACGAAAAUUGUGGUAAAAACAAUGUAGGUGUUAUCACUUGGAGAGCUGAGAUCAGUAGAAAGUUCGAUGUCUACUGUUUUAAACCAGCAGAUCCUGAUGGAUCACUUGAAACAACCUCAAGCAGGCCUCAAACUACAACAGGAGGAAGAACACAAUCAAAAAACCAUUAUUCCACUGAAACAACCCAUCCAUCAUCCACAAAGUCAAGCACUUCUCCUGUCUCCACAUCCAGAUCCUUUUCUCCUAACACAUCCACCCAAUCCACUUCCUUUUCUUUCGACACUUUCCUCACAACAUUUAUAACAGUUAGCCUUUCUAACAUCAUUGACAGCUCCCAAACAACAAUAAACCCUCCAUCUCUUUCAUCUACAAGUUCUCUACCUAAAUCCUCAUCUUCCUCUCAUUCAACCUCUCAGUUUCUCCUGCAGCAAACUUCAGCUUCAACAACAGAUGAUCAUCCUGCACAGUCCCAGACCACUACACCCAACAGACUGUCACUUAGAGCUGCUUCCAAAACAUUUGUCAUCAUUUCUGUUGUGCUACUACUUUUGGUGGCAGCAGCAGGAGCAGCUUGGUAUCUCAAAAUCAAAAGAGGACAGCAGUUUCCAUCCUGGACCAGAAUGAGGCCGAAACAGAUUAUUGAAACUGAGAUGUUUAAACAAAUAAGUGAGAGGCAUUGCAUUUCAGAACAGACCAACAACGAUAACAACAACUGGACAUGCAGCAACAUCAUCCUUCAGAUGGAACAAGACUCUGACUCUUCCUAAGAUAUGCUGUUUUUUUUCAAGUUAUUAAUGGAUAACACUGUACUUUCAGUUCUGUAUCUGUAACUGCAUUAAAAAUUUAUUCAGAUGUUCUCAGACGAA
Molecule: messenger RNA, 1221 nt
Organism: Danio rerio (zebrafish)
Lineage: Eukaryota; Metazoa; Chordata; Actinopteri; Cypriniformes; Danionidae
Gene: lyve1b
Product: lymphatic vessel endothelial hyaluronic receptor 1b
Biological process (GO): cell adhesion
Cellular component (GO): plasma membrane; membrane
Molecular function (GO): hyaluronic acid binding
Source: RefSeq, marked provisional